Haemonchus placei is the source of this 1419-nucleotide messenger RNA. Lineage: Eukaryota; Metazoa; Nematoda; Chromadorea; Rhabditida; Trichostrongylidae. The record is from the annotation of a GenBank genome assembly.
AUGAGUGAAGAUCUAGCUGAGACACUGAAUGAAGAGGAACGUCGAAAGGAGCACGAAUUUCUGAAUGCCAUCGCUGAAAGCGAAGCUACACCGGUGUAUAGCAAUGAUGAGGAGAUGGCAAGAGAACUCCAGCGCCAGUUUGACCGUGAGUACGAACUCUCUAUGAUACUGGAACAGGAAAAGAAAGGAAAGGCAGCAGCUACUGUGACGGUAACCCCAGAUCGGUACUACCCUAAGACCGCCCAGUAUUCUGACGUUUCGAGUGAUGAUGAAGACGUCAGACAGUUCGCAACUGAUUUGCUCUACGCUAAGUUAACCGAUGACGUACCAUCCCAUAGCGGUCCGGUCUUCCGCAAUGCUGGAGGGGAUCUCGUCACCAAGCACGAUGCAAAUGUCUCAGCAAGACGAAAUGCCGAUAAAGCUAUGAAUGAUAAAGUCAACCUGGCAUUCGGUGACAUGAACCAGGAGCAAAUCAGUAGUCGUGUUUUCAAUUCUCUUCGUAAUUUCUCCAAAAGCGAGACAAAGCGCCUACAUAAGCUUAAAGACAAGGAGGAAAAAGCGACUAUCGAAACAUCUAUGGAUGCAGUAACACGAUUGCAUCUGUUCAAAUGGAUAAAUCAGGGGAUCUUUGAUAGCGUCGAAGGUAUUAUAGCUACGGGAAAGGAGAGUGCUGUCUUGAAUGCCAUCAACAACGAAAGUGGUGAGAGAUUUGCCAUCAAAGUUUUCAAAACCAGCUUGACCGAAUUCAAAAACAGGUCAGAAUAUGUGAAGGAUGACUUUCGAUUCAAAAACCCACGUGGAGUGCUGAAGAUCUGGGCUGAACGCGAGUUCAUGAAUCUUUCCAGAAUGGUGAAAUGCGGACUGCCUUGUCCAGUGCCAGUCAAACUGAAGCGCCAUCUCCUGCUGAUGUCACUGAUUGGUGAAAAUGGAGCCGCAGCACCGCGUCUGAAGAAUAUUGACUGGGAAUUUUCUACCAUUGAAGAACGAAAAGAUAUCUUCUCACAAGUCAUCGAUAUUAUGAACCGAAUGUAUAGAGACUGCAGACUUGUGCAUGGUGAUCUUAGCGAGUUCAAUUUGCUUUUAUCGGAGGGAAAGGUCUAUGUGAUUGAUGUCUCGCAAUCAAUGGAUUUAUCACAUCCAAGAAAUCUUCAUUUCCUUAUCAGGGAUAUCGAGAACGUCUUGGCAUUCUUUCAACGCCUUGACAUACCUGAAUUACCAACGCCUGUGGCGUUAUUUAAUAUGAUAACAGAUUUAUCGAUGAGCGAAGAGGGUUCGCUAAUUGUACAGGUGGAACAGUUCUCCGAAGAGAAUCGAGCCAACCAAGUAAACAAAUCCAAGCCGGCUGAUUUUGAAUGGGCCGCUUACAAUGCAGAAAGAAAGGAGUAUCGUGGUGAAUCACCUGCACGAGACUACAAUUGA